Messenger RNA from Styela clava, 1971 nucleotides. Its product is annotated as nibrin-like. Gene Ontology annotation, cellular component: Mre11 complex. Lineage: Eukaryota; Metazoa; Chordata; Ascidiacea; Stolidobranchia; Styelidae. Gene Ontology annotation, biological process: double-strand break repair via homologous recombination; mitotic G2 DNA damage checkpoint signaling. The record is from RefSeq and is a predicted model, not a curated record. Gene Ontology annotation, molecular function: damaged DNA binding; protein binding.
AUGUGGUGUUUAGUCACAUCCUCUGAUAGUUCCCAAUAUCUUCUGCCAUGUAACAAAGACAUUAUUGUUGGUCGAAAAGAUGCUGACAUAGUUAUAACAGGGGACUCGUCUGUAAGUCGAAAGCAUGGUAUGCUUAGGAUUACACAUCCUCCAUCAAAUUUAAAAAACCCAGAAGCCAUUCCAACAAUCACUGUCACAGACUCUUCAAAGUUUGGAACUUUUAUCACACGACCUGGGACUGAAAAAAUAAAAGUGAACAAAACUGCGAUACUAAACCCUGGAGACUUCAUUCAAUUUGGUGCGCAGCAAAGUAUCUUUGAGUUGCAACACAUUCCCCUUGUGGUAACUUCCUCUUCACUUGAGAAUGAUGUGAAACAGAGACUGAAAGCCUCAAUAUUGCAAAUAGGUGGACACUUUGUGGAUAGCUGGCAUCAUGGGGUUACCCACAUAGUUGUGGAAAAGAUCAAAUUGAGCAUCAAAGUCACUCAAGCAUUGGUAUAUGGAUGCCACAUUGUUGAACCCAAUUAUAUUUGGAAAAUAUCAGAAUUGUUGAGUAAAACCAAAGUUACUCUUCCAUCUGCUGAGCAAUACUUGCCAGAACUGGGUGAACCCAAUCUAUCUGCAGAAUUUUGCUCCUUCAAAGUGAAUAAACAAAGAAGAAGUGUUUUUAGUGGCCGUACUUUCAUUUAUCUCUGUAAAAAGCAGCUCAAACGCUUAGAACAUACGGUACUUGGUGGUGGAGGUAAAAAUGUACUCUUAAAUGACUCAUCAGUUGAUGAUGAUUUCCUCUCAAGUUCAUCAACAUCAGUUGUACACUGCGAUGUAAAUACUGAUAGCAUAAUUGCAAGCAAUGCUGAAUAUGAACAUGUUCAGGAUGUUUUGAUUGAAAAUGAGCAGAGAUUCAUACAGGAACAUGAAAUUGGUCUUGCUGUUCUUUAUUGUGAUGCUGCUGUGUAUUGCAAUCCUUCAUUUGAUCUCAACUCACAAAACACGUUUACUCAAGCACGUAUGGCAGAAACAGAACCAAACGCUACUGAAAGUCGGCCCUUUCAAUCAGAUGAAUCCAGCAUUGAUACAGUUGAAAGAAAAAGGCUAAGGAGUGUUGACAAUGAGGCAACAACAUCCGAAAAAGUAUCACCAGAGGACAAAAAUUUGGCAAAGAAAUUCAAAGUCGAUGAUGCUCCAAUAAAUAUUGAUAGACCUUUCGUCCAAGAAAACGACAUCAUUUCAGAUAAUAUUUCACAUAGUUGCCUGGAUGACGACAAUUUAUGGAGUCAGAAUUUGGACAGUGCUUCUUUUCGACCAGAUAAAUCAGUUUUAGACGAUGAAGAAAUUAGUAAAAGAAAUAAAAUUAAUACUGAAAUUGAGUUGAGUAAAUUUGAAUCUGUUCAAAAUUUGCCUGUCCAUGGUGAAAAACCUCAAAAACAGUCAGACUCUGUCCAACCAGACAUCAACGAAAACCGUAAUACCUACUCAUCAGUCACAGAGAUUCAUUCACUUGAAGUAAAUAUGGAUAAACAAUCUCACAAAUCAUUACAUUCGGACCAAAUGAAACCUGACAAUCAUAUUCAGAAGAUGAUAAAGAAGGAGCCAAAUUUAACAGAACACCCUCCUCCUGACAAUAAAAUAACCAGCAGUGGGUAUGAUCCAUCUUUUCCAACUAACUUAUCCAUCACAGAUAUAGUUCCUCUAAUUGUCAAAAAGAAACUGAAAGUUACUGAGGAAAAUUUGCCAAUUAUUGGUGUAAAAAAUUUCAAGACAUUUAGGAAGAUAUGGCCAACUUACAUGAUCAAAAAAGUGCCCGAUAGACAGAAGGUUACAGAAUCAAGUCCUAGAUUUCCAUCUCGUAUAAUUGGGGGAAGUGAUUUUUUUGUCAAUGAAAGCAGGAAUGAUAGAUCUAAUGAUAUUGGAAAAUGGCUUGGUUGUGAAUCACAAAAUUUUGACCCAUUCAACAAAACACCAAGGGUAUGA